AUGAGUUGCAUAAUGCCGAAGAGACGUCUGGAACCAUUGCCAUCGCAUAACUGGUCCACGUUUUGCGGCAAAAGUGUUGGCGAUUUCAACGAUAAUCACCGCAAAGACGGCGCCGUCGACAAGGAGAAGGAACCGUGCGAUCCGUUGGGCGCGCAGACAGUGCCCGACGACGACAGGCAUCGCGACGACAGCCGCUGUCCCGCAGAUAACAGCCAUACCAUCGACGGCGAGCACCCGUCGGCCGCUGUGGCCGAACCGCCGUCGAAUCGCAUAUCGAAACCAAUACAACGAUCGCUGGAAAGCGCGUCCGUCGCCGCCACUUCGCCCACCAUUUCUGUCCACAAGAAAAUCGUUAAACACAAUUUGUUGCAAAACAAUGCCAUCGCAUGCGAGUUGGAUAAGAGCGCUGUCAACAGAUCAGCCAAAGCCGAUGAAUCCGCUCCGAAGAGUUCCUCCAAAGGCGGCAAAUCGUCGCAAAAGCUUAAGAUGCGGACCAAUGAGGACACAAAGUGUUUCUUUGAGGCCAUUUGCGAACACGGGAAAGACUUUCCGCGCAUUGAAUCGUAUAUGGCUCAGAGGUGUGAGAAGAAAGGCAUACCUCAGGAUCAGAUCAAGAACUACGAACAGGUCCGCCAUUAUUACUACCGAAUGUGGCAUAAAAUCGCUAACUCUAUAGCGCCCAAAGAAGUUGUGGACAAAAAUAUUCAAGAGAUUUACGGACUCAUCAAUUAUGGCGAGAUAUGGAAAAAAUUUGGCACAAAAUUUGAUAAUAAUUUAAGCAUUUCUUUACAACAAUUGGUUAAUUUUGGCCACACGACAUUCAAAGUAAAAAAGGGAAGAAUUCGCGUAAAAACUCCCAUUUUCGCCGACAACAUUGACCAGAAUCUACUGAAUCUGCCGAAAGAGGUGUGCAUUGAAUUACACUCGGCAAACAACGAAUCGUGGCGUCGCCUGCAGUCACUUUCGCAAUAUAACAAAGGGCGGACAACAAUUUUUGAUAGGGCAACUCAUCCAUCAUAUAUAACCAAUGAUAUUGUUGUAGGAGCCGUAUGGCCGCCGAGUUUUAUAGACGACCGGCUCUGCUUUUCAGCCGUUGAUGAGCGGCCGGCCUUCAGGGACUCGUUGGCCAUCCAGCUCCUGCCGGCGGACGUGCCGAACCCCAUCCGUUAA
Molecule: messenger RNA, 1170 nt
Organism: Medioppia subpectinata
Lineage: Eukaryota; Metazoa; Arthropoda; Arachnida; Sarcoptiformes; Oppiidae
Source: the annotation of a GenBank genome assembly